This is a messenger RNA of Plutella xylostella (diamondback moth), 844 nucleotides long. Lineage: Eukaryota; Metazoa; Arthropoda; Insecta; Lepidoptera; Plutellidae. The record is from RefSeq and is a predicted model, not a curated record.
UGGUGACAUGAUAAACAAUCAGAUGUUAUUUGUAAGAACUUGAUAAAUAUGCAAUUAAUUUAAAAUACCAUUUAAAUCUUCCGUGCUGAGAUGAAUGCAUUAAUAUGUCGCUGCCUAAAUUAAUAAAAAGUUCGCUUCAUUUCUUCAAGAAGCAAAUCAUCACUUUCUUAGUUAUUCGUCGCCAUGACCUGGGAAUGGCAGCAGAGUCCCUCCGCUACAUCUCAGUGCGUCCGAUGUCCUCAAUAUCGAUGCUUCGGUACAAAGUGUGGCACCUCCUCGACUUGCCCGACUUCUGCGACGAGCGGAUCAUUCUGAAGAACCACAAGGAAGUGGAGAUUCCACUCACGGAGCUGCUGAGAGGAAAUAGUCCACAAAGUCCGUAUAUUCUGGAGGUCUGGCCGCCGGAGAAGCAGUAUUCUUUUGCCAUGGUAACCAACACGGCCACCACCAGCAACAUGCUCCUGGGCGCGCCCGACGCCGAUACCAGUAACAACACCGAGCAAGCGCCAGAGAAGGGAGAGCGGGAGUGCACGAGGUCUCUUGGUUACAAGCGGGACUUGAAAGAUUUCUCGCUACAGCGAAACUACUUCGAAAGCAAGACCACGAUUAAUAACAUUCUUCACUCGGACGGUUUGGACUAUCGCCCCUCUGACCUUUCCUUCAGAAAGACCACCUCUACAGCCAUGUUCAAACUACACGGCCGCAAGAGCAAAGACAAUCUCACCAACGUCUUAAUAAAAAUACAAAAUGAUUUAGCUAACUUGAGCACUAAAAUGAACUAUUUAGAGACGAGAUUGCCUGACCAGUGAAUGUUGUUCUGUGUCCAAUAAAACAAAAAGUUGAA